GCUUUUUCGGGGUAAACAAGCAGUUACGCUGUUGAGCCAUGCAUUCAGUGAAAAUGAGACGUGUUACGAAAUGAUGUGACAUGACAAUCCUACAGGGUAACUGUGUACGUACCAGAACAAAGGGCAGUGAAGUGAUUUCUCGCACUUCUCCUCACAGCUCUUCGAAGAACGUGCUGCGAGUUGAACGCCUCCACUUAGUUUGGGUCAGCAGAAGCAUCAGCAUGUUCACCACCUUCGCGGAUCACCUGACCAACCUUCAUUACGAGAUGUGGAGACAAAACUUGCCUGAUUUUUUCACUAUGCACCUUUACGUGACGCAAGGUAACCCACACGAGACUAUGUCGAAUGAAUUUUGGCAGAAGUACCAAUUACUUGCGAACCGAAUACGUGUGGGAAGACCAGAUUGGUCACGUCUGUUUCGUGAGUGGCAGACGGUAUACCAAAGGCAAAAGGUCGCCGUGUUUUCGUGCGGACCGGCUUCACUCAACAAGGAAAUCAAGAAGCACUGUCACAUCGCCACCCUGGCGGGGCACAAGUUCUCGUUCUACAAGGAGAGCUUCGCCUGAGACUCUCGUAUCCGCGAGCGGGACAAGCCGAACGAGAACGUCUUAGGUGCUGCCGGCUGCACUUCCCAGUCAUUGCUUGUGAUACUCGCUGUUUGCGCUGUGCUGUCUUUAGAAGUGACCUGAACCUCGAUCACCGGAAACUCAAACCUAUUGUGCAUCGGACUGUCACGGGAACGACGCUCAGCAAGUGCCUCUGCAAGUGAAUGUCUGCAUCGGUGAUGCAACGGGUCCUUUGUCUCAAUGAGAGAGGACUUCCGGGUCGCUUGACCUUUCCUUCAGAGACGUUCUGUUAUUUGUUGUUGACUGCUGCGCUGUGCCUGAUAUCAACUGCUCCGUUUAUUUAUUUGUUAGUUGAUGUUAUUUACCGGCAACGCGCCCCCGCUAAUACGCGUUUAAGAUUACGUUUAUUUUAGCGCGAGAGAGUUCCUUCUGUUGUCUCACUACCAGAGCCACGUUGUUUUUUUUUCUUUGACGAAUAAAAAUAAGUCCUAGACUUGAGACAUGUUGUUUGCA
Dermacentor silvarum is the source of this 1079-nucleotide messenger RNA. RefSeq names its product NADPH oxidase 4-like. The record is from RefSeq and is a predicted model, not a curated record. The coding region runs from base 81 to 566 and encodes 161 amino acids. Gene Ontology annotation, biological process: superoxide anion generation; defense response. Gene Ontology annotation, cellular component: plasma membrane; NADPH oxidase complex. Gene Ontology annotation, molecular function: superoxide-generating NAD(P)H oxidase activity. The transcript has 4 exons. Lineage: Eukaryota; Metazoa; Arthropoda; Arachnida; Ixodida; Ixodidae.